This is a messenger RNA of Fragaria vesca subsp. vesca, 2183 nucleotides long. Its product is annotated as lysosomal beta glucosidase-like. The transcript has 9 exons. The coding region runs from base 52 to 1932 and encodes 626 amino acids. Lineage: Eukaryota; Viridiplantae; Streptophyta; Magnoliopsida; Rosales; Rosaceae. Gene Ontology annotation, biological process: glucan catabolic process. The record is from RefSeq and is a predicted model, not a curated record. Gene Ontology annotation, molecular function: beta-glucosidase activity.
CACUUCUCUAAGUUCCAGAUUCUCUUACCUGGGUUUUCUUGAACUCAAAAGAUGGAAACAGCUGAAGACUUGAACUGCAUAUACAGAAACCCAAAUGAACCCAUUGAAGCUCGAGUGAAGGACCUCCUUUCUCGCAUGACUUUGAAAGAGAAAGUGGGCCAGAUGACCCAGAUAGAGCGGCGGGUCGCCACCCCUUCUGCCAUUAAAGACUUCCACAUCGGGAGUGUAUUGAGUGCUGGAGGGAGUGGGCCGUUUGAGAAUGCUGUGUCAGCGGACUGGGCCGAUAUGGUGGACGGGUUUCAGAGGUCCGCAAUGGAAACCCGGCUACGGAUUCCGAUGGUGUAUGGGAUUGAUGCGGUUCAUGGGAACAACAAUGUGUAUGGUGCCACCAUUUUUCCUCACAAUGUUGGUCUUGGGGCUACCAGAGAUGCGGAUCUGGCUGAGAGGAUUGGUGUGGCAACUGCUCUUGAAGUCAGGGCGAGCGGCAUUCAGUACACUUUUGCUCCCUGUGUGGCUGUAUGCAGAGAUCCCAGAUGGGGAAGAUGCUAUGAGAGUUACAGUGAAGACACUGAAAUUGUACGAAAAAUGACAUCCAUUAUAUCAGGCUUGCAGGGGAAGCCACCCCAAGGACACGAAAAUGGCUACCCUUUUGUAAUGGGAAGAAACAGCACAAUUGCAUGUGCUAAGCAUUUUGUUGGGGAUGGGGGUACGCAUAAAGGUCUGAAUGAGGGGAAUACCAUAUCGUCUUAUGAUGACUUGGAGAGGAUUCAUAUGGCACCAUAUCUGGACUGUAUCUCUCAAGGAGUUUCAACUGUCAUGGCAUCUUUUUCCAGCUGGAAUGGAAGUAAACUACAUGCUGAUCGUUUUCUCCUCACAGAAGUGCUGAAAAAUAAGCUAGGUUUUAAGGGUUUUGUGAUCUCUGACUGGGCAGCACUUGACAAAAUUUGCGAUCCUCCAGGGUCAAACAAUCGCUUCUGCAUUUUGUCUGGCAUUAAUGCCGGAAUUGACAUGGUUAUGGUGCCAUUUAAAUUUCAACAAUUUGUGGAGGAUUUAGUCUAUCUAGUCAAACAUGGGGAGAUACCAAUGUCCAGAAUAGAUGAUGCUGUUGAAAGAAUACUGAGAGUCAAGUUUGCUGCUGGUCUUUUCGAGUAUCCCUUUGCAGAUAGGUCUUUGCUUGACAUAGUUGGUUGCAAGCCGCAUAGAGAUUUAGCACGCGAAGCUGUCCGCAAGUCCUUGGUUCUAUUGAAGAAUGGAAAGGACCCAAAGAAACCUUUUCUUCCACUAGACAGGAAAGCUAAAAGAAUUCUUGUUUCUGGAACACAUGCUGAUGAUCUUGGAUAUCAGUGCGGAGGAUGGACAGCUACUUGGGAUGGGAAAAGUGGCAGAAUUACAGUUGGCACAACCAUCUUGGAAGCUAUCAAGAAGGCAGUUGGAGAAGAAACAGAAAUAAUUUAUGAACCACAUCCAUCAACAGACACCUUAGCACGUCAAGACAUCUCUUUUGCAAUUGUAGCUGUUGGUGAAGAUCCAUAUGCAGAAUUCACUGGUGACAGAGCUGACCUUGUGAUUCCUUUUAAUGGACCUGAUAUCAUAAGCUCAGUUGCGGACAGAAUCCCCACAUUGGCGAUUCUGAUAUCUGGAAGACCCUUAACUUUAGAGCCAAGUCUCCUCAAAAAGAUGGAUGCUUUCAUUGCUGCUUGGUUGCCUGGUAGUGAAGGAGAGGGAAUUACAGAUGUUAUCUUUGGAGAUUAUGACUUUGAGGGCAAGCUACCGGUGACAUGGUUUAGAAGUAUUAAACAGCUGCCCUUAAAUUUUGGGAGCAACUCCUAUGACCCGUUGUAUCCUCUCGGCUUUGGAUUGACAUACAACAAGGAUAAAGCUACACACAAGAUAGAUUUGAUGGCCGAGGCAUUGUCAAGUAAUAUUGAGUAAGCCAAGUUCAUUAAAUCUUUACAAGGCUAUUAAGCAGAACGGCUGUUCUUGAAUGAAUGCCUAUGUUGAUGUCAAAGGUGUCUGUGCUCAAUUUUCAUGUGUAUUAAUUGAAUAAAAAAUAAACCAAUUUGUACAUGAUCAUCUGUGUAUAUGUGAGAUGUUUGCUGAGAAUGUAUGUGAUCACCUCAAUGCACAAUAGUUAAGUUGUCAUAUUCUCUCAUGUUAGUAAAGUGAAACCAGGAAAAGGAUUU